Anolis sagrei ordinatus is the source of this 4087-nucleotide messenger RNA. The record is from RefSeq and is a predicted model, not a curated record. NCBI's taxonomy places the organism in Eukaryota, Metazoa, Chordata, Lepidosauria, Squamata, Anolidae.
UCCCUUGCAGAAACCACGGCUCAUGAAGACAACCACCUGCUACUUGGAGAACCUGUCCAUCCACCUCUACCCUUCGCUGGAGAAGUUUGAGGAGGAGCUGCUGGAGUUACUCGUGGCUGACCAGGGCCCCUCGGUGUUGGAGGGGAGCCCCUUAUCCGUGAAGGAGCGGCGCCUCCACCUGGGGGUCCACACCGGCCUCUGCUUCGCUCAGCCCCCACAGGUUGCCGUCCUCGUUCCAGAGGCGGAGGUGGCUCGCGGGCGCGCUGGAAGCUUCCACAGGAGACCGGGACCCUCUGGGAAGACCAGUUCGGAGGGGCAAGCGCUGGUCCUGAGGAGCCGCAUCCACCUGACUGAGAUGGUCCGCCACCCGGCCUUUGCAGUGGUCUUCCUGCUGGAGUACGUCUUCUCUGCAGCAAGUGGAUCCGACCUGAAGGCCUCCUCCUCCGUCACCUCUUUGACAGCCCCGUCCUACAUGCACCCCGUCCGCUGGGCCGUUUGGAGCCCCUCACUGGAUGUGUCAGCCUCGGUGGAGGUGGUCCUCCCGCUGCAAGGAGGGGCCCAGCGCAAUCCCAGCCACGUCCUGGUGUACAAGACACCCCCGGCUGCCAUGAGCUCCGAAGAGGUGAAGCAGGUUGAAUCAGGAAGUGUCCAGUUCCGAUUCUCCACUGGGUCCGAAAAACACCCCGCGAACACAACAGGAAGCACCAAGGAGGAGCUGCCGCCUCCGAGUCUCCGGAAGGCCAUAAACUCGGGUUCCCCGCCUUUCCCUCCAGUGCUCGUUUCCACUCGAGAUGAUUCCCAAGGUCCCGGGCUCUCCAUAUCUCAGCUGUCUGUGUCCCCGGCACGCCUGGCGUCCAAGCCCCCCUUGCAGCCGUCCGUCAGUUCUCUGUCCUCAGAAGUUCUCAAGCAAGCUGCGCAAGAGGAGAAUCUCCACAGUGCCAUCACUCACUUGGAGUCGGACCUCAGCCGGAGCUCCUUGGUGGCUCAGGAGGCCACCUCGUUGGUGGACCACCUCCAGGAGCUGCCCUUCACACCGGUCCACGUGCCCAUCAUCGCUCUGGGAAUGCCUUCGGGGAGUUCCAGCACCGUCCUGACCCGGGCCGCCCUCGCCCGCCUGCGCGUCUCCGGUUUCCCUCAACUCCUGGAUUGCAACAAGGAGCCGGUCCAAAUGGUGGAGCCAACUGAUCCCGUGACCUACGACCCCCAGAGGGAGGAAGCCGACCUCUUGCAGAACAAUGAAAUUGUCUUACAGUUUCUCGCAUUCACCAGGAUCCCGCAGGACCCAGCGGCUGCUGAGACGUCUCCGAAGAGCACCUAUUUCACCUUCCAGUUCUACCGCUUCCCUCCGGUCACAACGCCACGGCUGCAGCUGGUCAAGCCAGAUUCCUCCGGAGCAACUUCGCCCAGCACUUCCCCACACCUUUUAAUUCAGAUUAAUCAAGAUGGAACCCUGAACGCCGGCUCUCCGGGUUUCCAGCUUCGGUAUAUGGUGGACCCCAGCUUCCUGAAGGCCGGGGAGCAGCAGUGGUUCCUCCGCUACCUGGCCCAGCAUUCCCUCCACAUUGACGCCUGGGACGGGGACUCCUUGCUCCUGCUUGGAUCUGCGGCUGUGAAGAUGAAGCACCUGCUCCGCCAGGGCCGGACAGCCGUCCAAGUCCACCAUGAGCUGGAAGUCCUCGCCAUGGAGUACAAGCAAGAUGCAACGGUGACGAGCGGGGACGCUUUCCAGCACGGGUUGGUCAAGCCCAUCGGCGUGGAGGCUUCGGUCAGAGGCCGCCUGCACCUGAGCCUGGCCAACAUUGGCCACCUCUGUGAGCAACGACUGAGGAAGUCCCCCGCCUUGCCGGCCUCUCGCUCGCGCGUCGUCUCCUCGCAUGACGGGACCAGCGGCUUCCGCGGGGGCAGCCUACUCUCCCUCAACACGCCCACAGCAGGAAAUGUGUGCCAGGCCCAGAAGCUGGCCGACGUGGACAGCGAGCUAGCAGCGAUGCUCUUCUCCCGCCUGCGCGAGGCCAGCACCGCCUUCCAGCACAGCGGCCGGGAGGCCAGCGCAACCCGGAGGCGGAAGCUGGAGAGGAUGCUCUCGGUCCGGAAGCGGGAGUCCCAAGAGGGAGAUGGUGGGAGGAAGAAGGCCGCCCUUGUCCUGGGUCGCCACGAAGACCGCAUCCAGCACACGCGGGACCUACAGCUCAUCGAGGCCUACCGGGAGCACAUCAAAGCCGAGAGCAUCGCCAGCAUGCUGAGCCAUGCCAUCACCACCCGCCACACCCUCUACGCCACCUUUGGCAUGGCACAGUUCUUCGAGUUCGCCCUGAAAAACCCCUAUAACGUCCAGCACACGGUCACCAUUGAAAGCGACAACCCCGAACUCAGUGUCAUCGUGGACACCCGAGAAUGGAAGCAUUUUAAGGACCUGACCCAGACAGUCACCCCAUUGGAGGAGGACAUGUUCCACCUACAGGACAGCCUCGCCCCCCAGGUCUACCUGCGCCCUAAGGAGACGGUCCACAUCCCCUUCAAGUACCAGGCCUUCUGCAUGGACUCCAGUGCCAUGAUGCAGCAAGGUCCUGCAGAGCUGACAUUCUGCGAAGGCCAGAAGGACGCAUCCGCCUCCGCCGCCUCCUGGAAGCCCAGCGGCUCGCAGACGAAACACAUCAAGGUCUCCUUCACGGCAAACGGGGGCAAACCCCUCGCUCUCCUCCGCGUCAGCGUCGAAUCCCAGCCCCAUGUCGUGGACCAGACCUUCCGCUUCUAUCACCCGGAGCUCACCUUCCUGAAGAAGUCCAUCCGCCUACCCCCGUGGCACACGCUUCCAGGAGCUCCUGUGGGGAUGCCGGGCAGAGAACCGGAGGUGUUUGUCCGCUGCAGCGAUCCCAACAUCAUCUGCGAAACCAAGAAAAUGGGCCCUGGCGAACCACAGGAUGUCUUUCUGAAAGUCGCUGGAGGGCCCAGUCCACAGAUCAAGCGGUUCUUUCUGGCCAUUUACACGGAUCCCUGGCUGGCCGCUCCGACCCAGAUCUGGCAGUUCUACCUGCAUUCGUUGCAACGGAUCGAUGUGAGCUGCGUGACGGGGCAGCUGACCCGCCUCUCGCUGUUGCUGCGUGGGACGCAAAGCCUCCGGAAGGUGAAGGCCUACUCGUCCCACCCGCAGGAGCUGAAGUUGGACCCAGAAGGCGUCUUCAUCCUCCCAGCAAACGGGGUACAAGACCUGCACCUGGGCAUCAGGCCCCACAUCGCAGGGAACCGGUUCAUCUACCUCAACCUCGUGGACGUGGAAUACCAUCAGCUGGUCUCCUCCUGGUUGCUGUGCUUGUCCUGCCGGCAGCCCCUCAUCUCCAAGGCCUUUGAAAUUGUGCUCCCCGCUGGAGGAGGGAAAGGCUGUAACAAGAGAAUCACCUAUGCCAACCCCUACCCGUCUCGGAGGAUGUAUUUCCUUCAUACCAACCGUCCAGACUUGCUGCAGUUCAAGGAAGAUUCCUUUGAGAUCGGCGGAGGCGAGGCCUACACCAUUGGCUUACGCUUUGCCCCGAGCCAGAGCUCCGGCCAGGAAGAGAUUCUCAUUUAUAUCAACGAUCGGGAAGAUAAGAAUGAAGAGACCUUUUGUGUGAAGGUCACCUACCAGUAAUAGGAUGUGCGUGUGUCUCUCUCUGUUUAACUGGGUCGUUUUUUAACUCCCUCUGGCUAUCCGUCAGACUUCCCCGGAGACCUUCUGGUCUUCCUUUCCUUAGUCCCAUCUGCCCCCGAGUCAUCCCUUGAGUGGCCUUCUCCCUUGACCCUGUCUAUUCAUCCUAUGUCGGCAUGUACACUUGCGCCAACACAACCCAAUCAAGUUCUUGCCACGGCCGGACAAUUGAGUACUCCCCAAAUUUGCCUCAGGCAUCAAUACUUCUGUCUGGAUCGAAACAUCCAUCCCUCUUGCCCUGGAGUGUCACUCGUUUUGGGAAUGUCACUGAGGCUCUCUGACUUUCAGCUGCAAUGAUCCCAGAGUCUCAGGUUUGGCUGGGUUUUGACGCCUUAUUCUCUUUAUUCCUUUACAGAUUGUUAGUUUUGUAUUUUUAUAUAUAAAUGAUAAUGGUUGCUAUUGCAA